Messenger RNA from Cuscuta europaea, 3299 nucleotides. The record is from the annotation of a GenBank genome assembly. NCBI's taxonomy places the organism in Eukaryota, Viridiplantae, Streptophyta, Magnoliopsida, Solanales, Convolvulaceae.
AAGAAAAAAAACUGCACUUGAGUCCUUCGGUGAUAGACGGGACUUCAAGGGUUAACGGAGCUUUCUUUCGCCGUUUCCAGAAAUCCCUUCCUUCUUCCGAUCUUCCUACUAUCCACCGCAACACCAGACGACAGCUACCUCUCUACCAAAACCAGAAGUCCGGUGCCUUCCAGGUUGCCUACUAUCCAUCGCAACUAGACAGUGGCUUCUUCUCUCCAUCGCAACGGACGAGACCUAAUCGCGGAAGAGCUCGAGUAACUUCGCCGUUUCAAUUGAGUUUAGCGGCAACAGCGGAUUCAGUCCAGGGAGGGAAUUAAGGAAACCUAGCUGCCAGAGCAUAAUUGCGGAAGAGGAAUUUAGCCGCCCAAUCAAUUGAAAUUUUCGUGCAUUUGAAGUUAAGGGAGUUAAGGGAGCUGACAGGUCUGGGUUUUACAUAGAAGAAAGUUUUGAUAUUGACAAUUUUCUUUCCAGUUAAGGGAGUUAAGGGAGCUGACAGGACCUUUUUCUAGCCAUUCCAAAAAUGUCAAAGCAUUGUGAAGAAGUCCAAGUCAAUUUUAAUGAAGAGGUAGGUAAAAGUCUGAAUGAUGGUGAAGGGCUGAUAGCAGAGGGUUAUAUAAAAAUAUCUGAUUUGACACCUGCUGAUAUUAAGAGGCUCGAAUUUGAUUCAGAGGAUGAAGUUUAUGACUUUUAUUCUUGUUAUGCCCAAAUUAAUGGCUUUUCUGUUAGAAGAGAUGAUGUGCGUCGUGAGUCAAAUAAUAAUAUUAUAAUGAGAAAUUUGGUUUGCAAUCGUGAGGGAUUGAGAAGUAAGAAGCACGUAGAAAGGAAUGAUCGUGUUAGGGAGCCAAAGCCUAUCACGCGUACCAACUGUAUGGCACGACUUCGCGCAGAGUUCGAUAAUCAUACAAGAAAGUGGCUGAUUAUUGAUUUCGAUGAUACUCACAAUCAUGAAAUGACUCCAUCACAGCAUGUUCAUUUAAUGCCAGCUUACAGAAGCAUUAGCGACGGCAUUAAAGCACAGGUAGAUAGUUUACGGUUGCAUGGAGUUAGAACUUGUCAUAUCAUGGGGCUGAUUAUUGGUCAAAAGGGUGGGCACGCCGAUGUUGGGUUCUGCAAGAAGGAUUUGUACAAUUACAUUGAUCAGCAAAAGAGAGCUAAGAUAAAUGAUGGCGAUGCAUUUGCUGCAUUAUCUUAUCUCCAAGCCAAAGCAGACAAUGAUAGUUUCAUGUUUUCCAAGUUCACAACCACAGAAGAGGGGAGGCUCGACAACUUGUUUUGGUCGGAUGGUGUAAGCAGGCUUGAUUACCAUUGCUUUGGAGAUGUUGUUGCUUUUGACACUACGCACAAAAAGAACAAGUAUAACAAGCCUUUGGUUAUUUUUUCUGGGUACAAUCAUCACGGCGAAACAGUUAUCUUUGCAUGUGCCUUAGUAUCCGAUGAGAAGACAGAAACAUACAAGUGGGUUCUGGAAACUUUUUGUGAAUGCAUGUUUGGUAAGCAUCCUAAGGCGGUUGUCACCGAUGGAGAUGGUGCGAUGCGUGAAGCGAUUCGGGCAGUGCUCCGAAGCUCCUUUCAUAGACUUUGUUCUUGGCGUCUUCACAAAAAUGCAUUUGAUAACGUUAAGAACUCACGUUUUCUAGAAGAUCUUAAUCCUCUAAUUUAUGGUAACUUUAGCCCUGAUGAUUUUGAAAGCAGGUGGAAGAAGACGGUUGAUGAACAUGGAGUCGCCAACAACAACUGGGUUAAGAAAGUUUAUGACAUGAAGAUGAUGUGGGCAAGUGCAUAUAUGCGUGACAAGUUUUUUGCCGGUAUUCGAACAACCUCCAUCUGUGAAGGAAUUAAUUCAUUCAUUAAGCGGUAUGUUCAUAACAAAAACAGCCUUGUGGAUUUUAUGCAUAAUUUUGAAAGAGCCGUAAAGGAGUAUAGACACAACGAAUUAAUUUCAGAUUUUAAAUCCUUGUAUACCGACCCUUUGUUGACCACUCCUCUACACGCCUAUGAGUCAUGGGCUAUCUCUGCUGCAUGUAACAGGCUGUAUAGAGCGGCCUGUAAAAAAUCAUCGCUUUAUUCUGAGUUCAUUGCAGAUAUCGAGAAUUUGAUAGAUAAAUUUGAAAAGCGCUGUGGUGAUGCACUUAAUCAGAAUAAUGACUCUAAGGUUCGUGAUCCAACAAUUGUGAAGACUAAAGGUGCUCCUCGUAAGGACAGAAAUACUAGAAAGAGGAGAAUAUGUGGACAUUGUAAGCGACAUGGUCAUACGAAACGCAAGUGUCCUACAUUGAGCAAUCGUGAUCAAUUACAUGUGCUUGAGGAGGAGGAGGUGGAGGGCAACGACGAGUCAUCUGAGCAAUCUGAUGAUACCCGCACCACUAAUAAUGGCAAUGCUCGUAUGCUUGGAAGUAAAGGAAAGAAAAAUAAAAAGAAGAGGAAAAACACAGAAGAUCCUGCUAAAUGUGCAAACACCAAUAAUGAUGCUGAUAGAGGGAAUAAUAGUCAUAUCAAUUUACCAGUGACUAAUGCUAAUGAUGAAUUUGCAAAUGGCAUAAUGCUUGCACAAGAUCGUCAUCACCAAGGAGGACAUAUACAAAUGCCCGGUUAUAACAACAUACCAAUGCAUCAUACUCAUUACAAUGGUUAUAUGACAUCCAAUUGGCAAUUUUAUCCUCAAUAUCCGGCUCAGCCUGCUGCAAUGUUUCAUGCACACACAUAUGGAGGAUUGCAUCAGGGAUAUCCAUACCAUGGAUAUCAUAAUUCGUUUGUGAGUACUCUAAAGGAGGUUGAAAGAAAUGCAAAAGAUGGAAUACAGAAUGGAAAAGGAGUUUGAAUCCAUUCUACAUGUCGGGGCUACUGAUUCAGUGGUUCUUUAACUGCAACCCGGUAUUCAAUUGAUGCUUUGAAUCUUUCAACUGUCACCAACUGGCAUCCUUGGUAUGACAAUCAAAAGUCCACAGGAUAUGUUGCUUCCAUAUCUAGAAGAUUAUGAAGACAGAUGUAGCAUUACUGAGAUCCUUGACAUUUUUAAAUUUGAUGGUUCUACUUCCAAUUAUACCACUGAUGUUCUGACUUGUAUGAGAAACUUGAUGAGUUCAGUGGUUGGGGAAUGGUGGGGAGUGGGUAGCUUGUAGUAGCUUUAGCUCGAGAAUACAUAAGUUAUUACAUAUUCCAAGCCUUUGUCCAUGUACCAAUGUUGUUGUACUGCUUUGUAGCCGGAAGCUCUGAUGUAUUAGUAAUGUCAGAAUGUCAGAUGAGUUAUGGGUCUUUCAAGGAAUUCUAUUCGAUGUAUUAGCAAACCACAUGCAAUUUCU